Messenger RNA from Mytilinidion resinicola, 414 nucleotides. RefSeq lists its product as uncharacterized. Lineage: Eukaryota; Fungi; Ascomycota; Dothideomycetes; Mytilinidiales; Mytilinidiaceae. The transcript has a single exon. The record is from RefSeq and is a predicted model, not a curated record. The coding region runs from base 1 to 414 and encodes 137 amino acids.
AUGAAUCAGUCGUACCAUGUCUACCUGAACCUUGCACCCUAUAAACGCCGCAAACCAGCAGCCAUGCCUUCCAACCUCGACAGUCCCAAUCCCCUUAUGGAGUGGGAAGCCAAAGGAGGACCAGAACAUGUGGAGAGCUUCAUAUCCGGUUGGCCACAAAACGAGAUAGACAGCUUCUACGACAUGGUCAACGAAGGCGUCAACCCUAACUGUCCCUUCUGGAACUUGAAGGGCCCCACAGCUAUGAGACAAGUUCGAGCCGAGCAGCUUCAGGCGCUAGCCAACCAAGCAGCCUCCCUAAUUACCUACGCUGUACCCCCAGAAUAUCUCGAGCUAUGUGUCAUGAAGGGGGGACAAACGGAUCCGAACACCUUGGGGGUUCUCGGGCUUUUGGGGGUGGACAGCUUAGGGUAG